Molecule: messenger RNA, 640 nt
Organism: Acyrthosiphon pisum (pea aphid)
Lineage: Eukaryota; Metazoa; Arthropoda; Insecta; Hemiptera; Aphididae
Exons: 7
Coding region: 103-459 (118 amino acids)
Source: RefSeq, a predicted model, not a curated record
UGAUAAUUUAUAUGUAUAGGCUUUUCGGGAUUUGUAGACUACUGUUUUGUAAAACAAUUGCUUUUGAAUGAAGUUUUGAACGAAAAUACACAAUUAAACGUUAUGGAUGCAGAGUCCAAAUAUGAAUUAAUGAACGAUGAUGAGAAAGAUACAAUAAUCAAUGCGAGUUUUGAAAAAUUUAAAAAAUUUGCGAAAGAUCAGUACAACGUGCAAGAAUUGCACGAAAUCGUAAAGGAAUUCUUCAAGUAUAAUGCAAAUAUAACAGCAGACAGCAGAUUAAAAACACCAAAAGAAUUUUGUUCUGACCUCAGGAACCAGGAGUCUGGAUUUUGGAGUAAUAUUUCAAUGUUGUGUGGUAAGACCCCAAAUUUGUUUAUUGUUAUCGUAUUGAUUAAAUUAGUACACAUUACACCCAUUAUGGAUAGUACUUAUCCAUAUUAUAUGUAUCGAUGUAUGUAGAUAAAUUUGACUGCCAACAUAUUAGAGACCAAGAGAUAAGAUAUUUUUUUUUGCUUGAAUAUUGUUAAAAAAAUGUAUUAAAUAUGAGUUACUACGGUAUGUAUGUUUUAGCCAACCUCAGUAUUUCAAAAUAUGUGUAUUCAAAACACUCCAAACCCCUCAAUAUUUUAUUAAUUUUUAG